Molecule: messenger RNA, 4812 nt
Organism: Hemibagrus wyckioides
Lineage: Eukaryota; Metazoa; Chordata; Actinopteri; Siluriformes; Bagridae
Gene: gle1
Product: GLE1 RNA export mediator
Exons: 16
Coding region: 168-2273 (701 amino acids)
Biological process (GO): poly(A)+ mRNA export from nucleus; regulation of translational termination; regulation of translational initiation
Cellular component (GO): nuclear pore cytoplasmic filaments; cytoplasm; nuclear pore
Molecular function (GO): inositol hexakisphosphate binding; phospholipid binding; translation initiation factor binding
Source: RefSeq, a predicted model, not a curated record
AAAAAGAAGGUUGAGUAGGCGGAGAAGGACGACGACGACGACGAAGAAGAAGAAGAAGUAGUACAGAGCACUUUUGUCGUUUAAUAGAUUUAUUUUAUUUUUUUUUUUAGCUCAAAGCUUGUCAGUGUGUUGAUAUUUUUUUUCCUUUUUUAUACGUUUACAUCAAAAUGCCUGCUGAAAAUCUGAGAUGGGGGGCACUGGAAGCUCUAAAAAAUUCACCGAAAGCAAAAAUAAAAUACAGUCCUGACUGGCUUGAAAAGAGGGAGAUUUAUUUUCAGGAUAUUUUGGCAGGCUGUAAAGACGUAACCAGCCUGUCCCCUCUCUCCGAACAAGUUCUAAAGGGACUCAGUCCUCAGUCUGUGAUGAAAAAUGGUUCCAUGUUCCCUGCUGAAAGUACAUCUGAAGAUACACUUACUACUACAUCACCCACCUUACCACUGCUUCAUACUGUCAAAAAAGAGGUAACAGAUGACACAUCAGAGGGUUUGAACUCCACAGUGGAGAUUUGCAGCAGCUCAUCACCACCACCAGUCUCCCUCUUCUCACCCAAGACCACACAGAUGGCUGGCUGCAUCCGCAUCUGUGAGAAGAAACAUUGGGCUAAAUCCAAGUUAGAGCUGAACCUGAGGCAGGAGCUGCAGGAGUGUCUGGUUUCUGGUGUUGCUAGUCGGGAGUCAGAGCAGCUUAAACGCUUUGAAGAGUUCAUGGAGCUUAAGCAGAGACAGGAAUACCAGAGCAUGAGGGACAUGAUGGAAAAGGAAACACAGGAAAGUCUUGGACGCCAGGAGAAGUUAAAGGAAGAACACAGACAUAGAAUGAAGAUCCUAAACCUGCGGCUCCGGGAGGCAGAACAACAGAGGUUGAGGGAGGCAGAGCUUGAGCGGCAGAGGCAGCUGGAGGGCAGGGAUCGGUUGCGAGCACUCAAUGCCAUUCAAGAGGAGGUGCUUAGGCUCAAUCAGCUCCUUGAACCUGCACCUUACACACAAACAAGCCCCAGCUUCGACUGCUCAUCUUAUGUCACGCGUGGCAACCAGCUUUGUUCUCAGGUUUCUGAGGUGGUACGUGCUACGACUGAAGGACAGUUUCCAUCUGUUGAGGACAUGGUGGUGGUUGAACGGACCCAACAGGAAAUGAGAACACUGGUAAGAGCUAUCCAGAAUCAGCUUGCUCAGGCACAAGAGAAAAUGAAGAACGAGCAAGAAGAAGAGUGCAGGAAGAAACAGGCAGAGAUGAAAAUCCAGCAAGAAGAACAUCAGAAAACUGAAGUAUUAUCUGUUAAAGAGAAAGUCAAAAAACAAGGCUUACAGACUAUAGCUGAUGAUAGCACCUUGAAAUGGUACAAAGAACUGCAAGGUUUGGCCAGCCACUGCGCCCAGUCCUUUGAAGAUUUGAACAACACAAAGGAUAUGCAGACAAAAAAAAUGAGGAUGGAGCUCCAAAAAGCUGCAACAAUUCCUGUGAGCCAGAUCUCCAGUAUUUCAGGUUCCCAGCUGAAGGAGAUUUUUGACAAGAUUGACAAACUACUAUUAGGACGACAAGUUUUGUCUGGUGGCAAAUCAGUUUCAACAUCCCAGCAUCCUCAUGGACUAGAAUUUGUGAGCUAUAAAUUGGCAGAAAAAUUUGUGAAACAAGGAGAAGAGGAGGUGGCAUCUCAUCAUGAAGCUGCAUUCCCCAUUGCAGUUGUGGCUUCAGGCGUGUGGGAAUUGCACCCUAAAGUUGGAGACCUCAUUUUAGCUCAUCUUCACAAGAAGUGCCCAUAUUCUGUUCCUUACUACCCCCCAAUGAAGGAUGGCACCUCCAUUGAAGAAUAUCAGCAGAUUCUGGGCUAUCGUGUUGAUGAGUCAGGAGUCGAAGGUCAGGACAGUUUCUUGAAAAGGAUGUCUGGAAUGAUCCGACUCUAUGCAGCCAUAAUUCACCUAAGAUGGCCUUACACUAAUAAACAAGGGUUACAGAUUGGUCCCCAUGGACUGAAUCAUGGCUGGCGAUGGUUGGCUCAGAUGCUAAACAUGGAACCACUUGCUGAUGUUACAGCAACUCUUCUAUUUGACUUUCUAGAGGUUUGUGGAAAUGCGCUUAUGAAACAAUACCAAGGGCAGUUUUGGAAACUUCUGCUCCUUAUCAAAGAAGAAUACUUCCCCAGGAUUGAAGCAGCCACUAACAGUGGUCAGAUGGGCUCUGUAACAAGGCUCGAGCAGUUUCUGGAGGAUGCCUUAAGAAACAAGCAGAUUGAGCCCCCCAAAGGACAACUGAACUCAGCCUUCUGGAGAUCCUGAGAGUUUUGAUUGUUGAUCUGACAACUUCCUCAAUUGAGAACACCUCAGGGAUCCUGAUAUACUAUUUACACUAGGCCACUACUUUCAAUAAUGAAGUAAAAGAGUCAUGGCUUGUUCUGAUAAUCCUGCAGAUCCAUGACUAUUGUGCAUCAUCUGUUUAUGCGUAUUACAAAAUCUAAUUAUUUCGGUGUACAUAUACUAAAUUUUUACUCCUUGGCCACUUUAAUAGGUGAACAUGUACCCAUGGUCAUCUGUGUAAAUAUCCAGUCAGCCAAUCAUGUUGCAGGACAUCAAUGCAUAAACUCAUGCAGAUAAAGGUCAAACACUUAAGGUUAGUUAAGGUUCACAUCAAAGAUAGGAAUGUGAUCUGUGAUUCUGAUCAUGGCAUGGCUAUGACAACAGAACGGGUUCACUAAAACUGGACAACUCAAAAUCUGUUCAAUUUUUAACUGUCCAGUUCUCUAAUCUUCAAUUUUCUAGUUUUUCUGCACACCACGAUCGUAAAGUCCCAAUAGACUUCCUGUCAGCUAAAACCAGUCUGGCUAUUCUCUUCUGACCUCCACAACAAGGCAUCUCUGCCUGCAGAUCUGCUGCCUGUUGGAUGUUUUCAAUUUUCAGUGUGAAUUCAGCAGCAGCAACAUGAUUGGCUUUUUGGGUGUACAUGUGUGGGGUUUAGUUUUUGGACAGGAAUGUCAUUACUGAUGUCAUAGGAUAACACACACAUCCACACAUAUAUAAUGUGUGUGUUUAUAGUUUGAAAUUGAUUACUAAUCUACACACAGCAAGAAACACAGUAUAAACUGACUAUAAACUGACUUAUGCAAAUAUGAAAUGUGGUCCUGCUGCGACUGACAGUAAUAUUGUAUUUGUUUUUAUUGAACACAAAAACUAAAAAAAGUUUGGGAAGUGUGAUGAUCAAACAUUAAUAAAAACUGGCUAGUGAAUGUACGUGUUGCUCCUUGAAUCAUCUCACUGUUUGCAGUUUUAUUCGCAGGGAGCAUUCCUGUGCUCCAGUUAGUUAGAUCAUCUUCUGUGCAGAUACUGUGGUAUUGAAAAGACUUGGAAAUAGAAAAGAUGUUCCUAUUACCUCAAGUUAAUUGACCCUGUCUCAUGAGAAUAACAUGGUAAUUGUAGGAGAGUAAUGUUUUUUAUUUCCAUGUUUCUUGUGACUGUAGCUACAUGCCCAUGGUGUAACCUAGGUGGGCAGAAUAUUUAUUUAAAUUUCUUUGAACCAUAGUUCGUUAUUCAUUGAAUUUUUCUCUCCAGUACGCAUAUCAAGCUCACAAUGUAUUGGAUAACUUGUGUUUGUGUGUGACAUUUAGAUUUACCAGUCAAUUCAGGUGACUUGUCAAAUGGGCCAAAAGAAUUUCAGUAAUAGAAAUAAAUUGGAUGAUGGUUAGCCUGAAUUCCAAAGUUGCUCUGAAAAGCAGACCCUUACUAUAUAAAUCACCCAUGAAUAUGGAUAUAGCCCGACAUGGACACGCUAAUUCUUUUGUGCUCAUAGUACAAUCAUGCUACUAUUUGUUACAUUAUCAUUACCGCUGUUUACAUUCUAUGCUGGGCAUUAUAAACAAGUUCACAUUGUUCCUGUAGCAGUUUGUCUAUAAUCAAGGCCACAAAAGUUUGCUCAAAAGCCUCAGAUUCUUUUUUCAUCACUUUCAAUCUGCCUCAACACUGGACACUUAAGUCUUUUAAAAGCUGACCCAAAAUUUAACAAAAAUCCAAAUAAAUGUUAUUGCUCUGAAGGCAGACAAGACAUUCACAUUUAUUUUUCUGUAUACUGUUUUUUUUUCUUUGCAUAUAACAUUUUUUUUUAGAAAUCGCAAGCAUGUUCAUAUUGUUUGCUUUGUUUAAAAUAAACUUUUUUUCUUGCAUUUCAGAUAAUCAUGAGGUACAGUAUCCUGUUAUUAACUAGUACAAUAUACACAAUUUAGCUAAGAUAUUUGGGCAAAAACAUGAAGACAAAUGUUUAUUUUUUGUACAUUUUUAAAGAUUUUAUUUUAUCAAAAUGUCACUUCAAAUCCAAUGAAUGUGAAACAAGAUUAAAAAAAAUCCAAAUACCCUUGUUUCCUCCCUAACUGAGGGUCAGCCCUCUUAAAAUUAUAAGCUCACAGAGUGGAGAACAAUAGUUGUGAUUUAUGUCCAUGAAACCACAAGCUAGUGGGGAAAACUCAAUCACAAAGCAGUUCUAAUGCCAUGAGCAACAAAGCUAUUAAGAAAGAUACUGGAAAUACACAUCACACACCAUGGCCUUUGUUCAUUUAACCACAAUAACAGGAUGAAAUAUGCAUAUACAUUUAUAUAAAAAUUUUACCCUAUUCGCAAGUGUACAUCAGACAAUGUGCUGCUUAUAUUACAGUGUUUUGCCUUGUUUAAUCCUCAAAAUGUAAUUGGGAGUUGAGAUUGCCAUAGUGGCAUUAUUUUGCAGUCAGUUUAUUAAAUGUCUUCCUGGGUAGAUUUCAACAUGGCACAGUCAGGACUGAAGAUGGAACUAAAAAAAUGAAAUAAAUUAAAAAAAAAAUUAAAAAAAAAAAAAAAA